Messenger RNA from Sphaeramia orbicularis (orbiculate cardinalfish), 1771 nucleotides. It is a transcript of the gene neu4, whose product is annotated as sialidase 4. The record is from RefSeq and is a predicted model, not a curated record. The transcript is spliced from 4 exons. Gene Ontology annotation, cellular component: cytoplasm; membrane; intracellular membrane-bounded organelle. Gene Ontology annotation, molecular function: exo-alpha-sialidase activity. Gene Ontology annotation, biological process: ganglioside catabolic process; oligosaccharide catabolic process. NCBI's taxonomy places the organism in Eukaryota, Metazoa, Chordata, Actinopteri, Kurtiformes, Apogonidae. The coding region runs from base 136 to 1623 and encodes 495 amino acids.
ACACACACACAAUACAACACCACAUUCAAAUGCUGACACAUACUGUAUAUGCUCACAAAGCAGCAGAAGUUCUCACAGAGUAAAUAGGUUUUCGGAGCUAUUGGAAUUAAUACCAAGACACACACAUCAGAGAGUAUGAGGUCACCAUAUUUCCCUGCAAGGUCAGUGCUUUUCCACAAAGAGCUGAAUGGAGUGACAUACAGAGUCCCUGCGCUGCUGUAUCUGUCUCGCUCCAAAUCCUUCCUGGCCUUCUGCGAGGAGAGACUCAGCCCCUCCGACUCUCAGGCUCACCUGCUGGUCAUGAGGAAGGGCACCUUCUACAGGAACUAUGUGGAGUGGGAUGACAUGCGUGUCCUGGGCACUGCUUUCCUACCGGGUCACAGGUCCAUGAACCCAUGUCCAGUGUACGACGAGUUCACUGGGACUCUGUUUUUGUUCUUCAUUGCUGUUCUGGGCCACACGUCAGAGUCCUACCAGCUGGUGACGGGGAAAAACGUAACACGUCUCUGCUUCAUCUCCAGCACUGAUGAUGGCAUCUCCUGGAGUCCUGUCACUGACCUCACACAGAGGGUUAUAGGAGACACUAUUAAAGAAUGGGCCACGUUCGCCCUUGGUCCAGGCCACGGCAUCCAGCUGAAGUCAGGUCGCCUGCUGAUUCCAGCCUAUGCUUACCACAUCGAGUGCAAAGAAUGCUUUGGACAGAUUUGUCAGACUACUCCUCAUGCCUUUUGCUUCCACAGUGACACCCAUGGGCGAACCUGGACCUUUGGGGAGUUAGUACCAGGCCCAGAGAGCGUGGAGUGUCAGAUGGUGUCUGUGGAUGAAGAAGAUGGGACUAACAUAUUGUACUGUAAUGCACGGAGCCCUCUCGGCUACAGGGUGCAGGCCCUGAGUCUGGAUGACGGGGCGGUGUUUCAGGAAGGGCAGCUGGUCCAGAGGCUGGUGGAGCCUCGUAAUGGGUGCCACGGCAGCAUUGUGGGGUUCCCAGCACCGCUACAUCUUUUUCAUUCUCUCAACCACAGCUUAACUCAAAACUCCCACUGCUCAAGACACUGGACACCUGGCUUUACCUCCUCAUGUCCCAUCCCAGUCUCUUCCUCUCCAAAUAUCACUGCCACUGUUUCCCCAAAGCCAACUGCCCCUCCAGAUUUCCUCACUCCCACCUGGGUGGUGUACUCCCACCCAACAUGGACAAGUGCACGCAAGGAUCUGGGAGUCUUCCUCAGCUUAUUCCCCCGUGAUCCAGACAGCUGGCGUGGCCCUUGGGUGAUCUACGAGGGCCCCAGUGCCUACUCUGACCUGGCCUAUUUGGAGCUGCCUCCUUCACCCGGUGCUCCACCUGCAGUGGCCUUUGCCUGUCUGUUUGAGUGUGGGAUCAAAACAGCCUAUGAUGAAAUCUGCUUUAGCAUCUUCACCCUCUAUGAGCUCAUAGAUAAUCUGCCCCGGGAAACACAGCUUUUAAGUCCCAGUGCAGAAAAUAAAGAAAAACAGAAUACAGUUCUAUCGACGGAGUGUCGUUCUGUUGGACAUGAUACUCAACCUACAUCAAACUUCCAGCAAGUAUCUCAAGUGAAAAAAAGCAGAAAAGAGAGUAAAUUGAGGGAGCUGUGUUCUGUGUUGUAAAUGUGGUUCAAGACACACAUUUUAAGUUUACGGCCAGUUUCUAUCGAAAUCCAUCCAUGUUUUAUAGAUUGUACAGCUUGUGUAGAGUGAUUCAUGAAUAAUGCAUUUGUACAAAUACACUUUAUGUCAGGGGUCACCAACUCUGGUC